This is a messenger RNA of Microthlaspi erraticum, 912 nucleotides long. Lineage: Eukaryota; Viridiplantae; Streptophyta; Magnoliopsida; Brassicales; Brassicaceae. The record is from the annotation of a GenBank genome assembly.
AUGAAUCUGUAUUCUCAACCCACCAAUUAUACAGCCCUCUUAAACAGCCAACAAGAUCCCCAAUCUUUUUCUUUUGAGUCUCAUGAGCCAAGCGUACAACUAGGCUCAUCUCAACUCCCUGUCUUCGGUACUCAAUAUGGUGAAGGGUCAAGUCUGGAUGGAGACACACCGUCGGAACCGAAAGAGAGGAACGCAUGGAAUCCGCCGGAUGAUCAUCUGCUAAUCAGCGCAUGGCUGAACACGAGCAAGGACCCGAUUACAAGCAAUGAGCAGAAGUUACAAGCUUUCUGGACACGGAUUUCAGUUUAUGUGACGGCAAAUGCUAAAGCUGCAGGAAGAACCAUGAAGAGAGAGCCAACUCACUACAAGAAUAGGUGGCAGAAGAUUAGUGGGUUGGUUACAAAGUUUAGUGGAGCCUAUGCGGCAGCAACAAGAGAGAGAGCUAGUGGUGAGAACGAUGUUGACGUUUUGAAGAAAGCUCACCAGAUAUUCUACAAGAUUCACAAAAAGAAGUUCAUUCUUGAGUAUGCUUGGAGUCAACUGCGCCAUGACCAGAAAUGGUGUGAGCUAUCUACAAGUAAAACUGAUUCAGACUCUAAAAGAAGAAAGUUUGAUGAUGGUUCAAAUUCGGCAACCUCUUCUGCUGCUGAUGAAGCACAGACACGUCCUCCUGGUGUUAAGGCGGCUAAAGCCAAGGCUAAGAAGAGUGUGGAGGAAGGCAAAAAUGAUGUCGAGCUGCGCACCAUUAUGGAGAUUAAAAAUAAGGACUACGAAAUGAAAAAGAAGGACAACGAAAUGAAAGAUACUCUGGCUGACAAGAAGAUACUAGACAGUCUCAUUGCGAAAACAGAACCAUUAUCUGAGGCUGAAGAAGCUUUGAAGGAGAAGCUUAUUUCGUUGAUCUACUCUUAA